CCUCUAGCUGACUACCACAGGACUUGUACUAUACUUCUUCUCAAGGCCAGGAUUCUUUGGAAAGAAGCCUUUUCCUGUUUUUGAAGACCUAUAAAAUCCUAAAUUGUUGACGAGGACAUUCCUGUUUUUUAAACUUUACUCCUAUAAUUUUGAGCGUCUUGUGUGAUUCUCAACCGGCUAUAAUCGAACUUUGGCUGCUGUUGUGUGUGACUACUGGAGCGGUUCAAAUUGGCUUGCUGUCCUGCAUCUGCUGCUAAAUUUUGGAUAAAUUUCUAUCCAAUAUUUGACACUGGUGGAGCUCAGGAGGGGGAGGAAGCUCACAGGAUGGUUUGACUUGGAAGAGAGACUGAUCUUCUCUUGUCUCUUGCAUCUUAUCCAUUGAAAAGAGAGAGGAGUCAUUGGUUCUCAGGAAGGAAAGAGAGACUGAUGUGGAGGAAAACCACAAGGUGUUGGAACUGAGGGUUUCAUAUUCCACAUACCGGCGGAAAACAUCUUUUUCUUUUUUUCUUUUUUUUUGCAAAGAGGGAGAAGAACCUUUUUCUAUUUUUGGGGAAAGAAUUUGUAAAGUGUUUGCUUCACCUCCGUGUUACAGCAUGGCUGGGAUGUAUGGAUGCUUCAAGGGCAGGAACAGUGACAGUGCUGCCAUGGCAUCAGGAGCUCCGGAUGUGAUGGCUAAUCAGGAGCCUGCUGAGGCCCAGGAAGAGUGCUCAGGAAAGAAAAAGUCCAAGUUCCAGACGUUUAAAAAAUUCUUCACCAGGAAGAAGAGGAAGGAGCCGUCAGCUGCUGGAGCCGACGUGGGGCUUAAAGCCAGCCAAUCGAGCGACAAUGUCAGCAAAACGUCAGAGAACAACACGCUCACUAGAUCGGAGAAGGAUAAGGGCUCCGGGUCAAAGAUCAGCCUGGGCAGCAAGGCCUUGUCACAUGACUCUGUCUUUGUUUCUGACUCAUCGGAGGCCAAUGAGGCUCUGGGGGCAUCUCAGGACAGCAUUCACGGGAAAGUGAAAUCACUACAGCUCCAGUUGAAGCAGGCCAUCAGACUGGGCUCUCCUCCAUCCCUGAUGUGUGUGAAGAAGACAGAUGAUGCCGGAACCAUGUCUGAGGAUGACGGUCUACCCUGCAGUCCGCCUGAAUACACCACACUACACACAGUCAUGAAUCAGGCUCAGAGGAACAGUUCGAUCAGUCUGGAGGGAAUAGACAGUGAUGACGACCAGCUGUCCUGUGCAGCCUCCAGUAGAGCAAUGAGCCCCCUGGUGGUUCCAGGGGACUUCAGUCAGCCGGCCAGUCCCUUCGCCUGUCUGGACAACUCUGCUGCCAAACACAAGCUGGGCCUGAGACACAAAGCCUGCAACAGGAGGAAACCUGCCAGUAGGCUGGAGAUGAAAACGGAGGGAGACUCUGUGGUGGACGAGAUGCUGAACAGCUCCAUAACAGAAGCUUUGGAGGAGCAAGAACAAGAGAUGACAGAAGAAGAAGAAGAAGAAGAGGAGGAGGAGGAGGAGGAGGAGGAGGAUGAAGAUGAGCAGGAGGAGGAAGAGGAGAAAGAGCAACCACAGCAUUCCAGACAAUCCCUGUUGAGAGAUAAGGAGGAGAGGGAGGAGGGAGAGGAUGAGCCGGAAGCUGAACAGGAUGUUUCUCACAGCCCGGACACUUCCUCUCCUCCUGAGCCGAGUCUCUCAGAGGAGGAAGCCCCCGAGGCCCAGCCCCUGCCCUCCUCCAAGCCCAGCUCCAGAGCCUCCUCUCUGGACAGUCCCAGAGUCACACCAGAGCCCCCUGCUGGUCCAAGAGAGUAUCUACUCAACCUUCCGAGUAUUUCCUACGGAGCAGAGGAGAACAGAGGUGGAAGUGAGUUGGCACUGAGAGCAGAAGAAGAUGGAGUCCAGGAAAACAGGGAGGAGGAGAGCUCCUUCUUACAGGAGGUACUGAGUUCCCUGAAAACUCCUCUCGCAUCUUCCUCGCUGGGCGUCGCCACUGAGGGCGUCGUCCUGGAGAUGAAGGAGGUGACAAAGGAAAAGGAAGAAGAAGAAGUAGAGAUAGAAGAUGGGGAGGAGGUGAAGGAAGAGGACGCAGAGGUGGAUGAGCAUGUCGGAUAUCAGACUGCUCCGUCGGCCCCUCUGGUGGGUCACACCACCGAGGAAGAGGAGGAGGAUUCCACUCCUUCCUGUCAAGAAGAAGAGGCAAAAAGUGAAGAUGAAGAAGCAGAAGAAGAAGAAGAACUAGUUGUGGAACGAUUCGGUCCACUUAGUCAGGACGAAGAAGAAGAAGAACAAGUAGAAGCAGAGGAAGAGGAGGUGGAGGAAGUCAAACCUGAGGAGAUAUAUGAUAUACUUACAAGAAAAACUGACAUCCAGGAACAUGAGGAAAGACAGGAGAAAGAGAGCGAGGAGGCGAUUGAGCUGGAGAAGGAGCCAGAGGUGGAGGAGGAGGGAUGGGAGAAGAUAGAAGAGGACGAGGAGGAGGUGAAGGCCAAGGAAGUAAGCAUGAGGCUGGAGGAGGCAGAGGAGGUAACUGAGGAAGAAAGGGAGGACGCAGAGGAGGCGACGGAGACCUUCUAUGAUGCAGCAGUUGAAGAAGUUGGAAAUGCCAUGUCAUUGCAGGAGGCAGAUGAAGGUGCAGACGACACUGUGUACGCCGCGAAACACACAAGUGAUGAUGAAACCCCGACAGAACCGGCGGAUCAAGUGCUCGCCAAAGUGCUGGAGGGGCAAGAAAACCGCGAGACAGCAGAGGAACGUGUAGAGAUCGACCACUCAGAAGAAAGAUCAGAAGAAGAAGAAACAAACCAACCUGAUGUGGAUGAAACUGAACAAGAAAAUGUAGAAAACUCCUAUUUAGACACCAAACAAGUGGAAAAAGAUCAAACUGAAGCCACAGAACAAGCUACUGUUUCCUCCAAGCUGCCUUCUUUGUCUCUUCCAGAGUCACACCAUGACACCCAGUCUCCAGACAGUGGCACCGUCUCUCCCAGUAAGACCAGCACCACCACUAUCCACAUAAAUCUAGUCUCUCCCAGCUUCGAGAAAGUCACACCUUUCUUCCCACAGUCCCCAACCGCUGGACAUCUGGGAGAACAUGUCACCGGGUCACCUUCUCACGAACAGCAUGCAGCAUCCAGAGAUGAAGAACGAGCUGACGCCGUGGAGGAAGUAGAAGAAGAGAGACAGUCCGCCCUGGAAGAACAAGCCACACCUCCUGCCUCAGUGGAGGAAACAGUCAACCAGCCGUCCAGUAGUUCAGAUCAGAUUAAAGCCCGCUUCACCGUCGCCCCCGCCUGGCAGAGAUCACAAAGUCUGACUCCUCCCUCCUCUCCACCCGCCUGCGUCUCCUCUGCGUCAUCUGCCUUCACAGCGCAUGGAGGUGAGGAGGUGGAGGCUACAACCAAGAAGGAUCCAGCUGUGAAAGCAGAGCCAGCGAGUUCAGCUAAGGUUGAGCUGGUGUUGAGUCCUGGUAGAGCGAGGAACGCUGAGAGCGCCGCCGCCAAACCGCAGAGCAAUGCAUCUCCAUCCUCCGUUAAACCUCAGACCUCAGCUGCUGCGAGCACAGAAGAGAGCUCAGUCGUGGGGGAGGGAAACCCCGACAAUCCGUUCGGAGUCCGGCUGAGGAAGACGUCGGCUCUGCAACGCUUCAGCUCGGAGGAGGAAAACGCAGAGUCUCCCAUCGAGUCUCCAAUUCAGCCAACCAGCUGUAAACCUGAGCCGCCGCAGCCAAUCAGCGUGAAGCCCUCUGUAAGUCAGCCAAUCAGUAACAAGCCUGCCCUCCCCAAGAAGCCAGAUGUACAUGGAGACAGUGGAGGAAAACCCAAGCGUAUCUCAGACCCAGCUGCAGCUCGUGGUGUUUCUGGUGGACCCGAUUCUCCCAGCUGGAUCUCUGUGGCCAAACAGAAACAGAAGAUCUAUAAGGAAAACUCGCAGGAUGAGAUCACAGUCAAGAAGGAGGAACAAGAGAGGAAGCCUUCACUGCCCAUGUACGUCAGCUCGGCUGCGAGCAGGGAGCAGAGCAGCAAGACAGCUGAAUCCAACAGCAAAGUGAGUACGUUGGAGAUCAAUAAGCCUUCAGCGUCUGUAGAGAAGGAGGCGAGGAGAGCUCUCUCUCCUCCAACUCCAGUGCCACCUCAGCCUUCAAAAGCCCCGUCGCUGCCCUGUCCAGUCCCUCCGAAACCCCAGGUUCCCCCGGCCAGCACAAAACCUCCACCCCAACUCAACCCAGACCACAAAUCCCUGUCACCCCCUACGCCGGUUCCUGUUCCCCAAAAAUCUCCCUCCUGCACAAGCCCUCCGUCUCUCUCCAAAACGGCCUCCUCCGCACCUUCCUCCAAGACGCCCCAGCCCCAGAGUACGACGGCCUCCCCCACUUCUUUUUCAUCGAGAACCGCUCCGGAAAAGCCUGGUUCGAGAGCUCCGGGUCUUUCUGGUCAGAGCCCGUCCUCCCAGCGAGGCCCGCCUCCCCCUGCUUUGCCCCAGGAUGAGCCUCCAUGGAUGGCGCUGGCCAAGAAGAAGGCCAAAGCCUGGAGCGAGAUGCCCCAGAUCGUACAGUGACGGGCCAGGUUUAAGUAAGUUUGUGUACAGGGGCCUGAGCAGGCUCAAAAGAGGACUGAAGAGGGUCACAUCUGAAAGGGGGUUGAAGUGGGUCUGGAUGCGCCAGAAUGCAUUUGCACACAAAGAGUUGUUGUUGUUGUCUGUUGUUUUCUUAUUGUCCUGGCUUCAGGCUUCAGAUUGGUAAAAACUCUCCAAUCACGCAGCUAAAGACAGGCUCUGUUUAACCCCCGUCUCUCUUCACGUCCUUCUGUUGUACAGUCGUGUUUUCUAAAUGACAGGGUAGGACCCCCUAAAGUUAACGCGUCUCACUUAAAGUGGAUCCAGAUUUUUCUUGUUUUUCAACAGUCUUAGUAUGCUAUAAGGUGCCUGAAUGAGAGAAAAUAUAACAGUAAAUAUUAUUUUUGAUUCCAGCUGAUAUCACAUAACAUUUCAGGGAAGGAAGAAGGACACUUUAUUUUAUACAGAGGAAACUUUAUUCACAGAAGAACGAGACAAAUUAAAUCUUGGGGUUAGCAAUUCAUUUUAGUCUGUCUGAAGAUCGAGUGGACAGGGUGCUGUUUUUCUGUCAGUCUCAGUGUGUGUGUGUGUGUGUGCGCGUGUGUGUGUGUGUGUGUGUGUGUGUGUGUGUGUGUUUAUUUUAAGGCAGUGAUACAUGCCCACAUUUUGAGGAAUGCUGAAAAUCGUCAUGUCCAGAGAGUAAAAAACGGGACAACAUUCAAGUUAAGCUGGAGGAAAAAAUGUGCUGAACUAACUGCUGCUGGUCAUGAGUUCUGGUCACGGCUCCUCUGUGUAUCAGGUUCUGUAGACAAAUAUAUUUCCUAUAACGUGAUCCACAGAUACUAAACUAACCAUGUUUGUUGUGUUAGCGAGUGCCGAGUGUCUCCAACAUGUUUCAGGUUUUCAGUGUAAAUUAUAUUUUUAAUUUUCUCUUUUGAUAUUUUGAAUACGUAACUCCAGAUCAUCUGUCAGCGUCCUACAGAAAUCUAAGAGCUCCAAAAAGUCAGCUGUUCAGGAAUUUAAACAAAACUAUCAUUACACUGACCGUCGUGUCUUUUUAAUAUUUUUUUACUGCAUCAUCAUGUUGGCAGCGUGUUGUGGGUUAUUAAAUGUUUUCCAAUUACAACCAAGCGUGUAAAUAAAUCAAUAGACAUAAUUAACUACUUGGAGAUUGUUUGUUUGUUGCAGGAUGAAAGUUUCCUUCGUAUCGAUUAAUUAUCUAUCACACAGUAACUAUAUAUGUUUUAUGCAUUUUGUUUUAUUUUGUAUUGCCUUUUGA
Messenger RNA from Seriola dumerili (greater amberjack), 5811 nucleotides. RefSeq names its product probable serine/threonine-protein kinase kinX. The coding region runs from base 594 to 4535 and encodes 1313 amino acids. Lineage: Eukaryota; Metazoa; Chordata; Actinopteri; Carangiformes; Carangidae. The transcript has 16 exons. The record is from RefSeq and is a predicted model, not a curated record.